AUGAGCUCUGAAAACCCCGAGGAAACAACAAUCGGCAUUGCCGCUCUGGUAGCGGCCGUUGCGGCCCUCCUCUUCGCCGUCGUUCAGACCAUUGCUGCGCUCGCCCAGCUUUUGGUUCCACCUUUCCUCUCGCUGUCAUGGAAUCCGCAAUAUCGAAUGCCGGUGCUCACCAUGCCGGGGUUGCGGUCAGAGCCAGUGGUAACCAUGGAGAGAGACCCCUCCAACGCCGAGUUCAGGCCUGGGAAGAACUACGACAAGAAGAGAAACGGAUAUCUCGACUAUGGCGUCCUGCGCGUGGUAGCGGGGAGUGAUGCGUCCAAGGUUCACAGGGAAGUCAGCAUGUUACCGACAGUUCUUCGGGGUUCUUUUGCUGCCCACCGGCGUUUGCGUGCGGUUGUGCGUGCACAGGGUGCUGUGGGAUGGGUCGGCCUGAGGAGGAAGAGGAAGAACAAGAUAAACGAGACAGAUUUGACUGGUGCCGUCGGAAAAGGUCACGGGAGAUAUGCCUCGACUUACUGA
Messenger RNA from Podospora bellae-mahoneyi, 519 nucleotides. RefSeq lists its product as uncharacterized. The record is from RefSeq and is a predicted model, not a curated record. Bases 1 to 519 code for a protein of 172 amino acids. The transcript is spliced from 3 exons. NCBI's taxonomy places the organism in Eukaryota, Fungi, Ascomycota, Sordariomycetes, Sordariales, Podosporaceae.